AUGGGUAGUUUCCCAGAGGACUAUCAUGUUGAGACUUGGAGAUUGAUUCAAUUAUGGAUCGCAGAAGGUUUUAUAAGGAGGCCUGGAAGUGAUAAAAGCUUGGCUGAAGUGGCAGAAGAUUAUCUAGAGGAUCUUAUCAGCAGGAAUUUGAUAAUGGUUAGAAAAAAGAGAUUCAAUGGUGAGAUAAAAGCAUAUGGAAUGCAUGAUCUACUGCGUGAAUUCUGUUUGACAGAAGUUGAACUGACAAAGUUUAUGUAUAUUGAGACAACUAACAUAGCCCCUACUGUUUCUACACAGAGGCAUUUCAGUUUUCAAAAAAAUUACGGUUAUUCAGUUAUUCAUCUUUGUGAUCUGUUACCAUCAGUUGCCAGAUCUAUCUACUUAUUUCCUGACUUUAUGUUCAGAGUAAACCUUGAAGCUUUCUCCCAUUUCAAGCUUCUCAGGGUAUUGGCAGUAUUUGAUGAAUAUAAAUGUUUUCGUUCAUUUCCACUUGUAAUUACAAGAUUAUGUCAUCUGAGAUAUCUCCAAAUUCGAUGUUAUGACAAUCCUCCUGCAUCAAUCGCAGAGCUUCAGAAUUUGCAAACUUUAAUAUAUGGGAGAGAACGUUGUUAUACAACUUUACCAGAGAAGAUAUGGAUGAUGAAGAACUUGAGGUGUAUACAAAUAAGGAAAGCCUGCUAUUUACCUAGUCCUGGAAGAAAAAGUAUCCUAAAUAAGCAUCUCGUGAUAGGGAUGCCAAAUGUAGAGGAACUUUCUAAUCUCUCGUUGUCCAGUUGUACAAAUGAAAUCUUUUCUAACAUUCCCAAUGUAAAGAGAUUGAUCAUCCAAAAUACAGCUAUAUUGAGAACCGGGGAUAGGGCCAAUGACCUUAUUGAUAUUUCCAGCUUAACAAAACUCGAAGCAUUGAAGUGUGUCAAAUAUUUAUCUUUGUCUGUGCAACCACUGAUCUCCAUCAGGUCUUUACCAACAUCACUCAAGAGGUUGACUUUAGCUGGCUGGCAUUAUUUUCCUUGGAAAGAUAUAUCAACUCUUGUUAUGUUGCCAAAUCUUGAAGAGCUCAAACUUAAAAAUCGUGCAGCCAAUGGUUAUGUAUGGAGAUUGAAUGAUGAAGACAAAUUCCAAAGCCUAGAGUUUUUGUUAUUUUGCGACAUAAAUCUUGAGCAUUGGGAAGCUAGCAGUGAUAACUUCCCAAAUCUAAAACGCCUUGUUCUGAAGGAAUGCAAAAAACUUAAGGAAAUUCCAAUAGAUUUUGGAGAAAUUUGUAGUUUGGAGUCAAUCGAGUUACAUAAUUGCAGUACUCUUGCUGAGGAUUCUGCAAGAAAGAUUGAACAAGAACAAGAGGACAUGGGUAACAAUUGCCUUAAGGGGAUUGAUGCUUAUUUUGAGGGACAAUCUGACAGUAUAAGUUUGUUUGAAGGUAGGUUCUCUCUGAAAGAUAGACUCGGAUAG
This is a messenger RNA of Solanum tuberosum (potato), 1449 nucleotides long. Its product is annotated as putative late blight resistance protein homolog R1A-10. The record is from RefSeq and is a predicted model, not a curated record. Lineage: Eukaryota; Viridiplantae; Streptophyta; Magnoliopsida; Solanales; Solanaceae. The transcript is spliced from 2 exons. Bases 1 to 1449 code for a protein of 482 amino acids.